UACCCCACCGCUAACACAAUAACACAGCCCUAAAAAAAAAUUAACCAGGAAUUCUCUAGAUCUCUAAAAUUCAGAACAAAUUAAAGAAGUUUUAAAAAGUCGAAAAAUAUCUGUUCUUUUUAGGGUUUUUCGAUCUGAUCUUUAAUUUCUCAUCCUCUUCUUCUUAGUAGACGGGAAUUGAUCUUACUUGCAAAUCUAAUUUGCUAAUUUAGAUUUUUGUACGUCAAAACCGAGCCUCUUUUUUUUUUUUUUUGUCUUAGGGUUUGAAUAAUGAACGAUCAGCCAUCACCGUCAAUCAUGAAUCAGCAGCCACCGCAAUUGAUGGGUCAGCCACCGCCGAUUCAUCUUCAAUUACAGAUGUUGAGUCACAGUCAAGCCAUGAAUCAACCACAGCCGUUGAUGAUGAUGAUGAUGAACCAGAGACCUUUCAAGAAGUUUCAAAAUCCGUCGAAGUUUAAUAAUAAUUUUGUUCCUUCAAAGCCUAGAAGCAGCAACAACAGCAGCAGCAACUGGAAGGGUAAAAAUGCCAACAACAACAAAAGAAUGGAAAAUUCCAAUAAUAACCCUGGUUUAUCUUGUGGUGUUAGUGGCGGCGGUGGCGGAGGGUAUAAGCCACCGAGUUUGAAUGAAUUGCAAACACAAAACAGAAUGAAAGCGCGGAAAUAUUAUCAUCCAAAGAAGAAAUUUAAUAAUCGGUUCGCGCCUUAUGCGCCGAGGAAUACGACGUCGUUUAUUAUCCGGGCGAAAAAAUCUGGUGGGAUUGCUUCGUUGGUUUCUCCGUGUCCGGUGACUCCGGCAAUGUUGCCAACUCCGAUGUUUUCGCCUUCGAGGGAGGUGUUAGGUGAUAUGGCGAAAGAGGAGUGGGGUGUUGAUGGGUAUGGAUCGAUGAAGGGGUUGAUUAGGUUGAGAUCCCCUGGAAAUGAAGCGAGUGAGGAUGAUGAGGAUGAUGAGGAGAGUGAUGUGGAAGAGCACGUGGAAGUGGAAAGGAGAUUGGAUCAUGAUUUGAGUAGGUUUGAGAUGAUUUAUCCGAGUGGUGGUGGUGUUGGAGGGGAGUAUAGUUAUAAUAAUAAUAAUAAUGUUUUGGAGAAUAGGGUUGAUGAUCAGGACACGCAUAUAGCGCAAUUGGAAGAGGAGAAUUUGACUUUGAAAGAGAGGUUGUUUUUGAUGGAGAGUGAGUUAGGGGAUUUGAGGAUGAGGUUGCAGUUUUUGGAGAGGCAUCAGCAGCAUGGUCAGAGUAGCAGUAGUGCUAUGGUUUUGGAAGAUGUUAAUGAGGAGGUUGUGGAGAAUGUUUCUGAGAAUGAGAGUGAUGGAGGAUCUGAUAUUGGUGUGAAUACUGUAGCUAACGACGGUAACGAGGACGUGAUGGAGUGGGUGGAAAUGGAGAGAGUAGGGAGGAAUGUUAGUAAUGUUGAUAAGGAGGAAGGGGAGUGAUGAUGUUUGUAUGGAAGAAAAUGCACUGAUGAUCAAGUUAUCAUGAAGCAUGAGGUUAAGGAUGAGAAGGCAGGUAGUGGAUUUGUUAAUGAUGUAGAAAAAGGAGACGAUUUUGUAGCUACUGAUGCAGAAACAGUGAAGGUUGAUGAAGCAAAUGAUGAAGAGGGGAAGCUAACUUUUACCAGACCGUCUGGUUUCAAAGGUGGAGGAGCCUGUCUAAAGGUGAUACUGCUGACAACAGGGUUGUGCAAGACAAAAUGGUUUCAAAGGAGGACACUUCUAAUGAUAAUCAAGUGUCCUUAGAGAUGAGCAUUGGCGGUGGUGACUAAUCUUUUGUCCCGCGUUAAUGAGAUCUGAAACUUUUGAGCCUGAAGAACUUCUCCCUCUGAAAUCCCAGGUUGUUAUGACAUGUAGCCAUAAAAAGUUACACAUGAUUGAGUGAUAGUGGAUGGUAGGUUUAUUACUUUCUGAUUCCAGAUAUGAUUAGAAGUAGAAAACCAGCUGUUGGAGAUUCUAAUAAAACUUUCCCAUCUGAGACUCUGAUUACAGUUUCCAAUUUGAGAAUGCUGGGAGAUUUGGUUGGGUGUUGCUCUUCGAACUUUGCUUAUUAGUGCUAAACUUGUACUUUGAUGCCAAUAACUGUUAUUGCUUAUUGUUGUUUGUAGUCAAAGAGGGUGGAGUUACAUUCAGUGGCUAAAAUUGGAAAAUAAAUGGCCUCAACAAUUUCCCUGUCCCUUGGUAUAUCCGUUACUGGAUUGUUCAGAGAGAGCUAAAGUGCAAUAUCUUGCAUGAAAACAUUUAGUGUCUCCUCAUAUGAAGUUAAUGCAGCUUGACUUGUAAUUGCAGACAGAUAGUGACUUAAAAUUCUUUUUGAGAACUCGCAUACUUUUGAUAGUUCAAUUGAUCAUAAAAAUCGGUGUCCAAUGUUUGAGCAAUUGUAGCUCCUGAGAUUCACAUGUUACCCGGCAAAUGUGAUGCUUAUGUUUCCCAGAGACGUAGCUUUAAGAUUUUUUUUUUGUUGCCUAUUAUAGGGGUGUGUUUUAAGCAGCAGGCUAUGUUGCUUCCACACGAGUGACUGUCCUGGUGGAUGAUGCAGAAAUUUGGAGACUUGAUGAUGAGUCUGCUACACUAAUGAGCCUGCAAUAGGUACUGAGGAUCCCUUUUAUGCCAGGUUUAUAAAGAGCUCGACACUUUUGGUCUCUCACCGUCUGCCUUAAGCUGUGUUCCUGCAUUCCUUUACCCGACAUGAAGAUGGCAGCAACUGUUUGUCUGCCGUAUCAGGUUCAUUGUUAAUACAAUGUUAUUUGUCGAAUCUUGACAGAAUUCAUGUUCAUGUUAUGCUAGCUUAUGUGUCUAUAAUCUAGUCAUGAAUCGAGUGAUAGGUAAUUAACAUUUACAGUUUUUGUGGGGGCAUCAUUCAUUUACGGUGUAGAACCGUAGGUUUCUUGCUUAAUCUUUGAAAUCAAGGAAAGGCCAAAUCCUUGUUUCCUGUGUGCUUGAACCUUGAAAACCCAGCUUCCAAGAUGCGUGGCUAAUCCACGAAGCAACCUUUCAUGAUUUGUUUUU
Populus trichocarpa (black cottonwood) is the source of this 2997-nucleotide messenger RNA. RefSeq lists its product as uncharacterized. The record is from RefSeq and is a predicted model, not a curated record. The transcript is spliced from 3 exons. The coding region runs from base 271 to 1431 and encodes 386 amino acids. Lineage: Eukaryota; Viridiplantae; Streptophyta; Magnoliopsida; Malpighiales; Salicaceae.